Molecule: messenger RNA, 1419 nt
Organism: Saitoella complicata NRRL Y-17804
Lineage: Eukaryota; Fungi; Ascomycota; Saitoellomycetes; Saitoellales; Saitoellaceae
Product: guanine deaminase
Exons: 2
Coding region: 1-1419 (472 amino acids)
Biological process (GO): guanine catabolic process
Cellular component (GO): cytosol
Molecular function (GO): zinc ion binding; guanine deaminase activity
Source: RefSeq, a predicted model, not a curated record
AUGCCGCGACCAGUUCUUAUUCUCGGCACAAUCGUUCACUCCCUUUCCUUGACCAGCCUCGAAAUCCUCGAAAAUGCCGCAAUGGCCGUCGACGCAACCGGCCGAAUCGCGUUCCUCGAGCGAGAUCUCGCAGAAGAGGAGGUCAUGACACGAUGGGAAGCCCUUCAAGGUGCUGACAUGAAUGGAGAAGUUGUCCGCUUGAGAGGAGAUCAAUACCUAUUCCCUGGAUUCAUCGAUACGCACAUCCACGCCCCGCAAUAUCCAAAUGCGGGAAUAGGACUCGAUCUCCCCCUUCUCGACUGGCUAAAUAAAUACACCUUUCCGACCGAAUCCAAGUUCAGCUCCCAAGACUUCGCUCGCACCAUCUAUCCCCUCAUCGUCCGCGCUACUCUCUGCAACGGGACCACAACAGCAGCAUAUUACGCCACUAUCCACCGUGAAGCUACCAGAGUACUGGCGGAAGUGUGUCAGGAGAUGGGACAAAGAUCUUUCGUGGGCAAGGUUUGCAUGGAUGCAAAUUCGCCAGAUUACUACAUCGAGGCAUCGGCAGAACAGUCUCUGGCCGACACCAGAGCCGCCAUCCAAGACAUCCGGUCCCUCGACCCGGAGGGAGUAUUGGUACGACCAAUCAUCACUCCACGCUUCGCGCCCUCAUGUACACCCUCCCUCCUCUCCUCCCUUGGCCAACUCUCACUCGAGGAGAACUUGCGGGUACAAACUCACAUGUCUGAAAACACCUCCGAACUGGACCUCGUCCGCGAUACUUUCCCUGAACAACCUGACUACGCCUCGGUUUACGACGCACACUCUCUCCUCCACGAUCGCACGGUUUUGGCACAUUGCAUCCAUUUGAGUCAACGUGAGAUCGAUUUGAUGAAGGCCAGAAGAUCGGGAGUGGCGCAUUGUCCAACAUCGAAUUGUGCGUUGGGGAGUGGUAUGUGUCAGGUACGACGACUAUUGGAUGCGGGCAUCGAGGUUGGAUUGGGGACAGAUGUUAGUGGCGGAUACUCGGUCUCCAUCCUCUCGACAAUCCGAGACGCAACUUCCGUCUCCAGACUCGCAGGAUUCGUAAACGACGAUCGUAAGGAUCAGUUGUCAUUGUCGGAAGUAAUACAUCUCGCGACCCUUGGCGGAGCGAAAGUCCUUUCCAUCGAAGAGGAAACAGGAAAUUUCAUCCCUGGAAAAUGGUUCGACGCACUACUUGUUGACCUUUCUCCUUCCUCCCGUAGCAACGUCCAGAUAUUCGACGAUGAGGAUACAGCGACGAGACUUUCAAAAUGGGUGUUCUGUGGGGAUGAUCGGAAUUUGGGGAGGGUGUGGGUUGGGGGGAGGAGUGUUGUGAAAGGUGGGGAGGUGGAGGUGGAGGUGGGGAUUACUGGUGGAGAGAAGAAGAGCAAGGAAGUGGUCAAUGGGAUCUAG